Bursaphelenchus xylophilus (pine wood nematode) is the source of this 607-nucleotide messenger RNA. The record is from the annotation of a GenBank genome assembly. NCBI's taxonomy places the organism in Eukaryota, Metazoa, Nematoda, Chromadorea, Rhabditida, Aphelenchoididae.
AUGGCAGAGAAUAGUGGAUUACCGGUAUGUUUUCAAGGUUCUGCUCACUGUCUCUGUUUUUAGCCAAACUUUCAACAGCAAGAUCCGGCUGCCGCUAAGCAGAAAGCCGCCGAACAAGAGCUCAUGAAGAAUUCUAUACUAAAACAGGUAUGUCGUAGUUUAUUUCUUUUUGUGUUGUGUUUUUAGGGUUCUGAAGAUUACAGUUUUUUUACUAAGAGUCUCGGAAGAGUUCCAGAAACCUAAGUGUUAAACAUGUUGAUGAUGUGGAGAACAAAAUUAUUUUUAGGUCCUCGAUCAAAAUGCCUUUGCCCGACUAAGCAAUUUAGCUGCCGUAAAGCCUGAUAAAGCUAAAGGGGUCGAAAGUAUGAUCAUUCAAAUGGCAAGAACGGGUCAAAUCUCAGGGAAACUUGAUGAUGAAGGCUUCAGGUCGAUCUUAGACAAGGUUGCUGCCGCAACACAAAAAGUAACCAAAGUAAAUGUAAGUCGUUCGGUUCAUAUCCUUCCAACACUGUUUUCACGCGUGUAGAUAAGAAUUCCUUUGUUUAUCAUAUUUUUUCAGUUCGACCGCCGCAGGUGUGCCCUGGAUUCAGAUGACGAAGAUUAUUAA